UCCCCUGCCGGAGCCUCGUGGAGCUUUAGGUGUUUUCGCUCAAUAAACACUCACAACGCCCGGUCUGGGAAUCGAAACCGCGAUCCUAUGACCGCGAGUCCGCUGCCCUAACAACUGGGCCAUUGCGCCUCCACAGAAGGACAUGUUACUGCACCGGAUGUAGGAGUUGCAUCUUUGACUUUUGUAUCUGCCAGAUGCAGGUACUGUUGAUACUCCAGAUGUAGGAAUUGUAAUUGGACCAGACUUAUAUAGAACUUGCAGCUGCACCAGAUGUUAAUGUCUGUUAGAAUUCUAGAUGCACCAAAUGCAGCUGCAACAGAUUUUCCUUUUAUCAUUUACUUGUUUCAGCCAUUAUAUUAUGCCCAUGCAGGGGCAACGCCUUGAAUAAUUUUAGUUAAACCAAUCAGUCCAAGUACUUUCUUAUUAUUUAAGCCUGCUAUUUCUUCUAUCAGUUGCUUUUGCUGAACUGCUAAGUUAUGGGGGAUGCAAGCACCAAUACUGGCUGUCACUGUAUUGCCUGUUGCAACACAUAUGCAUUUGUUGCAGCUGAAAUGCUUUUCACUGCUCUUUGCUGCAUUUCCAUUGCUGUUGUUACUGCACAAGUGUGCACCAGCUUGAUACUUGCCAUUGCACUUUUAUAUGCAACCUGUUGCCACAACAGUUCCUGCAAUGCACAGCCUGUUGCAACACCUGUAUACAUGCAUUAGUUGCAGUUACUGCAUGAUGUAUUAAAAGUGCAUCAGUCAAUGCACUUCCUGUUGCAACAAAUGUAUCGCUUCGUCUGUCAGCACCGCUUGCAUCAUUUUCUGCAGCAAUGAUGUCACUUCAUUUGUGAAUGCACAACCACCUUGCAACAUCUGGAUUAUUCACUACAUGUCCAGCUAUGACACCAGCAGCUGUAGCAUCACUUGCACCAUUUGCAAAAACAUCUGCAUUACCAGUUGCAACACAUAUCUACACUUUCCAUUGCACCACAAGCAUUUGCAACGCAUCUGCAUCAGUCGCUGCACCGACAGCCACAACACUCACCCCUAUAUUUGCCAAUGUACCAACAUCUGCAACGCAUCUACACAUUGCAGCACCAACUGCAACAGUUAUAAUUGCAACCAUUUGCAACACAUCUGCAUCGACAGCCACAACACUCACCCCUACAUUAGCCAAUGUACCAAUAUCUGCAACACAUCGCAUCUACACUUUCCAUUGCACCACCAACUGCAACAGUUAUAAUUGCAUUAGUAACUGCACCACAAACCAUUUGCAACACAUCUGCAUCAGUCGCUGCACCGACAGCCACAACACUCGCCCUAUAUUUGCCAAUACCAAUAUCUGCAACGCAUCACAUCUACACUUUCCAUUGCACUUCAAGCUGCACACUUACACGUGCAUCACUUACUGCACCACCAACAACAGCACUUGAACUCCUACACUCCUGUCACUGCAUCACUAGCUGUCAAUACAUCCCUGCAUCUGUCGCAGUGCUGCUUCUUGCCAUCGUUAUGCACCGACUGCAUCUUCUACUGCAACACCAGCUGCACACACCUCUCAUUAAUGACAAACAACAAUAUGAAUUUUCUUUGUUUUUUUUGUCAAUAAAUUAAAUUGAUUUUUUACUU
Molecule: messenger RNA, 1613 nt
Organism: Octopus sinensis (East Asian common octopus)
Lineage: Eukaryota; Metazoa; Mollusca; Cephalopoda; Octopoda; Octopodidae
Product: mucin-5AC-like
Exons: 3
Coding region: 836-1417 (193 amino acids)
Source: RefSeq, a predicted model, not a curated record